GGACUAUUGAGUAAUUUACCAAUACAUAUAUUUCAACACUAAUAUAAUAAAGUUCAAAAUUCAGAAGUGCCGGAAGCUUUCUCGAUUUUGUUUGUGAAUAAAUACUGUGAGAUCAUUCUUUGAGGAAAUUUCGAUGAAUACGUCUCAGUUCAUGGACAAACAGAUCAUGGAUCUAUCCAAUUCUCACUCCAACAUCAACACUCCCAACACUAAUAAUUCCGAUUUCCUCGAUCUGAUAAACCCUCCCGCCGCCGAUCGCCACCACCACAUCGGCGGCGGCGAAGGUGAUUCCGAUAAGAAAGAAGAGAUCCUUCCCAGCUAUGAUUUCCAGCCGAUUCGUCUCGUUGUUGGAUCCUCCUCCCCGCCUUCAUCUAAGUUGGAUUCAAGUCGUACUGGUGCUUCUCCUAGGGCUUGGAAUUCAGCGGACAAUAACAAAAGUAACGCUGGUGGAAUCAGGAAUUACAGUUCCUUCGAGUCAUACGAACCUUCAAGAUUCACCUUAGAGAAGGAUCAAAGUGGAAUUGACCCAACUUUGGUGUCUGAGAUUGAUCGUACCAUGAAGAAGUAUGCUGAUAACUUGAUGCAUGGGUUGGACAGUGUUAGUGCACGAUUAUCCCAGUUGGAGUCAAGAACCCGCCAUCUUGAAAACUCUUUGGAUGAGCUGAAGGUCUCCGUUGGGACUAACCAUGGAAGUUCUGAUGGGAGAAUGAGACAAUUGGAAAAUAUUCUUAGAGAGGUGCAAGAUGGUGUACAAACUAUAAAGGACAAACAAGAGAUAAUGGAUGCUAGAUUAACACUUUCUAAGCUGCAAGUUUCGAAGGUUGAGCAACAGGCAGAUAUCCCGACCCCUGAACAUGUGGUCUCUUUACAGGUUGGUGUAACUUCAGGUCAACACUCUCAACAACAGCUUCCUCCGGUUCCUCUUACACACCCUCCAUCAGUGCCUCCACCUAAUGCUCCUCCCCCGCCUGCUUCCCAGCAGAAUAUGCCACCCCAUGUUCCACUUCCAGGCCAUUUCCCUCCCAAUCAAGUUCCACCCGAACCUCAGCGGGAGUCUUACUUUGCACCCCCACCACCACCACCACCUGGUCAAACACCCGAAAACCCGGGUCAGCAAUAUCAAAUGCCUCCAGGACAGCAACUCCAGGCUUCUUCUCAACCACAACCACAGCCGCAACAUCAGUAUCAAUCACUUCCUCAGCUUCCAUAUCCUCAGCCGCCUACUCCCCCUCCACCACAUGCCUCUCUCCCUCCAGUUAAUCUGUCGCAACCUCAGCCUUCGAUAACACAUCAUCAUCCCGAAGAGUCACCUUAUGCUCAAUCUCAGAAUUAUCCUCCAAAUGUCCGUCAAACUCCACCGCCGCCUCCUCCACCCAAUGCAGCGCCUCCCCACCAACAGUUCUACGGUGGCCCUAGCAACAUGUAUGAACCACCAGCUAAUAGGCCUGGCCCCGGAUUUCCAGGUUCAUUUGGCCCGUCCGGUGGCUCAACUGAGCAAUAUCCCUAUGGUGGUUCAACCUCCCAAUAUGGUGGUAACUCGCUGGUGAAACCUCAGCAGAUGUCUUCUCCUGCUAUGAGCCAUGGCAGUGGUGGUAGUGCUUAUCCACAGCUCCCUACUGCUCGCAUUCUGCCUCAAGCAGUGCCUACUGCCUCCGCUGUUGGUAGUGGACCUGGUUCUCCGGUUUCUGGAAACAGGGUUCCUAUCGAUGAUGUGGUUGACAAAGUCACAAACAUGGGGUUUUCAAGAGACCAGGUCCGAGCAACAGUCCGGAAAUUGACAGAGAAUGGGCAAGCGGUGGAUCUGAACGUGGUUUUAGAUAAGCUGAUGAAUGAUGGGGAUGUGCAGCCUCCGCGAGGCUGGUUUGGGCGGUAGCUUUAUCUUCUUCUGAUGCCGGGUGCUCAUUAUGUACAGAAGAGUAAUUGAUUUGUAUCCAUGGUCAGCUUUUGCUGAAAACUUAAGCUGUUUGGAUGUUGGUGAUUUUUUCUCUUACUGUUUCAUAAUUUUUGGUUCUGCAUUUGUUAUCUGUUGUUUGCAUUUGCUGCUUAACUUUUUCUUUUCCCCCCUCCCCUUUUCAAAUUUGCCAUUCUGGAACGCAUGAAGCUUUAUUUCAUGUUGGGCAGCUUCUCUGUGCACCCUGUAAAGUACAUACUACAUAGCCUGAGCUUUUCAUUAUUGAGCUGUUUAUAACUUCGGGCAGAUAGCUUUCUGACUUCGUCAUGUAAAUCUGAACUCUAUACUCUUCAGCUGAGUAUAAACCAGAUAGGAUCAAAAUUCCUACUCGAUUAUUGUUAUUUGUUUAAUAAAAGCAGGUGUUGUUGGUUUUGCCAGUUUUUAGUUGUUAGUUUCAAUUUCUAAUAUUAUGAUCCCAUAAUUUUAAGUAUCCCCGUUCCCAUUUUUCAAAUUCUUUUUAGUUUUAAUCGUGUACUAUGUACAAAAAUAGUUAUAUAUUUAUUAAAUGUAAUAUGUUUUGUGUCGAAAUAAUUAUUCAAUUUAGAUUUUUACAUUUAGUUAUAAGUAAAUAUAAUUUUUUGUUCUUUGGAAUUAAAAGAAUUUAGUUUUUCUUUUACUUUCUGUAUUUCUAAGGUGACGGACAAAAGAAGUUAAAACAUUUCUAUAAAUAUGAAACAAAUCUUCAUCCAAGAUGUUAUUAUUUGAUUAUUUUAUAUAUCCACGAUUUCAACAAUGAGACUGUUAAUUAG
Molecule: messenger RNA, 2700 nt
Organism: Oldenlandia corymbosa var. corymbosa
Lineage: Eukaryota; Viridiplantae; Streptophyta; Magnoliopsida; Gentianales; Rubiaceae
Source: the annotation of a GenBank genome assembly